Rattus norvegicus (Norway rat) is the source of this 3668-nucleotide messenger RNA. Lineage: Eukaryota; Metazoa; Chordata; Mammalia; Rodentia; Muridae. The record is from RefSeq and is a predicted model, not a curated record.
AUGAAGUCCUCAGGUUUGCACACUCUCGAGAUCAAAAAUUCUAAUGCCUUUUGCUUUUUCCCUGUGUCUUUUGCCAGCUCCAGGUUCCCAUGGCUCCUCAAGACGUUAGUCAUGAUCCUAGGACUUGCCACUGUUGUGUUUAUGUUCAGAAGUUUGGCCCUUACAGCAGAGUUUGGCACCUUCAAGCCAGCGUUCCCAAAGCCUGGGCCGGUUGACCCAGUGCUGAAACUUCUAUCCGAGGAGCACCUGAGGACACUCUUUACCUACAGUGACAUCUGGCUCUUCCCCAAAAAUCAAUGCGACUGUGAGUCUGGCAAACAGCAAAUGAAAUACAAGUAUCAGAACGCCUAUAACCAGAAGGACCUUCCGGCUGUGAACGCCAGAAGACAGGCAGAAUUUGAGCACUUCCAGAGGAGAGAAGGGCUGCCUCGCCCACCACCUCUGCUGGCUUCACCCAAUCUCCCCUUCGGAUACCCGGUCCAUGGUGUGGAGGUGAUGCCCCUGCACACGAUUCUCAUCCCAGGCCUCCAAUAUGAAGGGCCAGAUGCCCCAGUCUAUGAGGUCACCUUGAAAGCUUCUCUGGGGACACUGAACACCCUUGCUGAUGUCUCAGACAAUGAGGUGCAGGGCAGAGGCCAGAGGCAGCUGAGCAUUUCCACCAGACACCGGAAGGUCCUGAACUUCAUCCUCCAGCAUGUGACAUACACCAGCACCGUGUACCAUCUCCACAAGGUGGACAUAGUGAGUAUGGAAUCCAAGUCAUCAGUGGCCAAGUUUCCAGUGACUAUCAAACAUCAGACUGUACCCAAGUUGUAUGACCCUGGACCUGAGAGGAAGCUCAGAAACCUGGUGACCAUCGCCACGAAGACUUUUCUCCGUCCCCACAAGUUUAAGAUCCUGCUUCAAAGUAUUCGAAAGUAUUACCCAGACUUAACCGUGAUUGUGACUGAUGACAGCAAGGAGCCCCUGGAAAUUAAAGAUGACUACGUGGAGUAUUACCCCAUGCCCUUUGGGAAGGGCUGGUUUGCUGGUAGGAACCUGGCCAUCUCACAGGUGACUACUAAAUACGUCCUCUGGGUGGACGAUGACUUUCUCUUCAGCAACAAGACCAAGAUUGAGGUACUGGUGGAUGUCCUGGAGAAAACUGAACUGGAUGUGGUGGGCGGCAGCGUGCAGGGAAACACUUUCCAGUUCAGGCUGCUGUUGGAACGGAGCGAGAAUGGGGACUGUCUUCACCAGAGGUGGGGAUCAUUCCAGGCCCUCGAUGGCUUCCCCGGAUGCACGCUGGCCAGUGGCGUCACGAACUUCUUCUUGGCUCACACAGAACAGCUCCGAAGAGUCGGUUUUGAUCCGGCCCUGCAAAGAGUUGCUCACCGAGAAUUUUUUAUUGAUGGGCUGGGGAGCCUGUUGGUGGGCUCGUGUCCGGGGGUGACUGUAGACCACCAAACACGAACACCAUCGAAGGAUCCAAAGCUGGCUGCCUUGGAGAUGUCUUACGCCAAAUACCGGACCAACACCAAUUCUCAGGUCCAGUUCAAGUUAGCGCUCCACUACUUCAAGAACCAUCUCUACUGCGCCACUUAAAAGGCAAAGAGCCGGAAGUGCAAUACGCAGAUUAGCUGUGGACAACAAAAAAAUAGUAGGACUGGACAUUAGGUGUGCUAAAAGCAGACUCCUAACAAGGGGAACAGAGAGCGAAGUAGCUGGAAGUUGGAGCCAGUGUAGGGACCCUGAAGUCGGCUCAAGAUGCCCCAAAGACUAAGUUCUCAGAACAGAGAUUUUCUGCCCCCGAGGGGUAAAGGGCACAGAAUAAGAGACAAAGACAGGGGCUGGCCAGUGGUGGUUUACACCUUUAAUUCCAGCACUCCGGAGGCAGAAACAGGCGGAUCUCAGUGAGUUUGAGACCAGUCUGGUCUUCAGAGUGAGUUCCAGGACAGCUAGGGCUACAUAGAGAAACCCUGUCUGGAAAAACAAACAAACAAAAAGUUAAUUUAAAAUAAUGUUAUUCAAAGCCAGAUGUUAUGGUUGGUGUAGUGUUGUAACCCCAGAGCUGAAGUAGCAGAUUAAGAAGAGUUCAAGGCCAGCAUGAGCUAUGUGAACGCCUAUCUUUAAAUAGGGGGGCUGGAAAGAGUUCAGUGCUUAAGAGUGAUUAGUACUCGUACCUAGAUUGGUUCCCAGGACCCACAUGAUCAGUCCCAGCUGUCUGUAACUCUCUUCAUAAUUACAGUUUCUGGAAGCGUCUUCUUACCUCCAAAGCUCCUGCGUACAAAUGGUACAUACAUACACUCAGGCACACAAUAAAUUUAAAAUAAAUGAAGGAACAGUGAAUGGCUAAACAUUAACCAGCUAAUUCUGCUUUUAUUGUGUUAAGACUGCCUGGCCUAGAACUCUGUGUAGAACAGUCUGACCUCAAACUCAUAGCGAUCUUCCUGUCUCUACCUCACAGUGCUGAGAUAUGAGGUCUGAACCACGGUUUCUGGCUUGAUUUUUUUUUCUUAAGAAUUAUUUAUUUUAAUAUAUAUGAGUACAUUGUAGCUGUCUUCAGACACACCAGAAGAGGGCAUCGGAUCCCUUGUGAUAGUUGUGAGCCACCAUGUGGUUGCUGGGAAUUGAACUCAGGACUUCUGGAAACACAGUGCUCUUAACCUCUGAGCCAUCUCUCCAGCCUUCUGGCUUGAUUUUUAAACUUUGAAACUUUGAUUUUAAAUAUGGUACUUGUUCAUUGUAACUUUUAUAUUUUAAUUUAAUGGGUUAUUAAACUAGAUGUUAAAAUGAUAGAAUAUUCUAGAAUAAAAAUGACUUUUAAAAUCAUGAAAAGUAACACUAAUUUUAAAACUUACAUUUACUCCAAUUUACUCUUUAUGCAAAUUUCAACACUCUGAACACACUUUUUUUUUUUUACUUCCCCAGGUAGUUAUUGUUGGACUAUAGAAAGUCAAGCACCAGCUUGGAGUGGGUACGGAGACAGGGAAUGACACACCAACUGGGUGUGGUGUGGGCUUUUAAUUCCAGUCUUGAAUUCAGAGAUCCUCCAGCCAGGGCUGUACAGUGAGCUCAGAGGAAAUGGCUCAGAAGGUGAAGUGCUUACUACCCAAGCAUGAAAACUUGAGUUCAGAUCCCCAGAAUACAAAGUAAGGUGUGGCUGCAAGUCUGUAACCCUGGGCAUUCUCAUAGCAAAUGUAACAUCCUCCAGUUUGACAGGGUUGUCAUUAGCAUGCUCAAGUGGUCUUUUCUCUACUUCAAGAUCUAGAGUCAUCUCUCCAGGAAAAAGAAAUAGUCGAGAUGUGGCUUUGAGAGAGAGAGUUUCCUAUGAUCCAGUAAUACUUCUUUCCCAGGAACACAGGAUGUUCCAAAAGGAUGUGAAAUAGUCCAUUCAAUUCAAAGGGUUCAGGAAGUCCCUGAAAACCACCAGACACACUAGGCCCUCUCCUUCCUAAGUAUAUUAGCUGUAAGGACUGCUGAGAGACACUCUCAGACGAGUUGAGCUGCCUGAAACAUUAUCCAACCUGUUGAGCUGUCUGCAAGUUGUACAGAGGGUUCCAAGUUUACAGCUUUUGUGAUGUUGUGAGCUCUCCUGUUGCAGCUGUCUUUUGAGUCAUUCUUGCUCCUGUGAUAAUCCCUCACCCAUACUUCUGCAUGUAACCCCAAUAAAACUCAUCAGUCUGCUA